Aplosporella prunicola CBS 121167 is the source of this 1113-nucleotide messenger RNA. RefSeq lists its product as uncharacterized. NCBI's taxonomy places the organism in Eukaryota, Fungi, Ascomycota, Dothideomycetes, Botryosphaeriales, Aplosporellaceae. The transcript has a single exon. The record is from RefSeq and is a predicted model, not a curated record. Bases 215 to 1024 code for a protein of 269 amino acids.
AAGGAAAGUCUGAAACAAGACAGAUCGAAGACAGCAAGACAGUGGGACAGCGGGACAGCGGGACAGCGGGACCAGCGGGACCCAGCUCGCAUCCGACACACACACACACAUCCGACACGCCGGGUCGCGCCCUCCCGCUGCUGCUGCCAAUGACCUCACUAGGUUAUAACCACCUCGCCCUCCCUCUGGAAAUUGUACCACCACCACCACAACAAUGCCGCUCCUCCGCCUCGCCUACAAAACAAUCCAUUACACGGACCUGUCCCCCACCACCAGCACCCCGCCAAAAGGCACCAUCCUGCUCACGCACGGCCUCGGCUCGUCGCAAAACUUCUACGCCGCGCUCUUCCCCGCCCUGCUGGCCGCCAACUUCCGCGUCAUAGCCUACGACACGACGGGCGCGGCACGCAGCCCGUACACGCAAAUCGAGCAGUCGAUCGCGACGCUCGCCGACGACGCCAACGCGCUGCUCGCCGCGCUCGACGUCCCCCGCGCCCUGCUGGUCGGGCACAGCAUGGGCGGCACCGUCGCCCUACACGCCCUCGCGCAGCACAGCCCGCGCCUCGCCGGCGCCGUCCUGCUCGGCCCCGUGCACCCCACGCCCGGGGUCGCGGACGCGUUCGCCGCGCGCAUCGCCGCCGUCGAGAAGGACGCCAUGGACGCCAUGGCCGCUGUGGUGCCAGCAACCGCCUUGGCAGCUGAUGCGGCGCCGCUUGCGCGCGCGUUUGUGCGGGAGCUGCUGCUCGCCCAGGAUCCCCGCGGGUACAUCUCGCACUGCCGCGUUAUCGCGAAUGCGACGCCGCCGGAUUAUGCCAGCGUAAAGGCGCCCGUGCUGCUGCUUGCGGGGGAGGAGGACAAGGCCGCGCCGCUGGCGAGUUGUGAGAGGAUUGUGGAUGCGUUGGGGAGCGGGCGGAAGGGGUUGAGGGUGUUGAAGGGGGUGGGGCAUUGGCAUGCGGUUGAGGCGCCCGAGGAGGUUGGGAAAGCUAUUGUCGAGUUUGCGGGGGAGAGUGGUUGUUUUGAGUAAUUAUGUGCUCUUCUUAUUCUUCUUCUUCUUCUUCUUCUUCUUCUUCGUCUUCGUCUACUACUGCAUACAUACAUACACACACGUCCCCC